This is a messenger RNA of Pseudomassariella vexata, 516 nucleotides long. RefSeq lists its product as uncharacterized. The transcript is spliced from 2 exons. The record is from RefSeq and is a predicted model, not a curated record. NCBI's taxonomy places the organism in Eukaryota, Fungi, Ascomycota, Sordariomycetes, Amphisphaeriales, Pseudomassariaceae. The coding region runs from base 1 to 516 and encodes 171 amino acids.
AUGGCCACUCAAACUGCUCGACCCGUUACCCAAAUUCCUGAUCACGCAGCGGAGAAGUCCGACUUAAACGAUUCCACUGCGAAAGUAUGGGUUCAAGUUCCAUAUGAUCCUUCCAAAUACGAGGCCUCCCACAAUGCCAAGAACUUUCUAGAUUGGGAACAAACCUGGGAUGGUCUGUUCCCAAUGCUUCUGAUCUACUCCGUGGGCUGGGUCCGGAGUUCUGCCCCGCCGGGACCCGACAACGCGACUUACGACCUCAUGUACGAGUCCCGGGCCCGUGAUCAACAGACAAAGCCAACUGCCAUUGGCAAGUUCAACUCGGUGGGCGUCGCCAAUAACCACGCUAUGGCGUACAUGGAUCAGUGCACGGUGAGCCCGCAGGCCGACAUGGAUGGAAAGGGCUUCACGUGGCGAUUGCAUCCGAAUGGCUGUCUGGACCUCAUGAUCCAGGAAGAUGGGGAAGAGCAUAAGAUUUAUGUUCAGGAGCAGAGUCCUGAAAGUGAAAAUGGGCCGUAG